Molecule: messenger RNA, 2494 nt
Organism: Malania oleifera
Lineage: Eukaryota; Viridiplantae; Streptophyta; Magnoliopsida; Santalales; Ximeniaceae
Product: mitochondrial Rho GTPase 1-like
Exons: 15
Coding region: 266-2209 (647 amino acids)
Biological process (GO): small GTPase-mediated signal transduction; mitochondrion organization
Cellular component (GO): mitochondrial outer membrane
Molecular function (GO): calcium ion binding; GTP binding; GTPase activity
Source: RefSeq, a predicted model, not a curated record
CGGAAAAUUUUCCGUAUUUUACGAAUUAUGUCAUUCAGGCCCGCACUUUGCUAACCAGUGCAUCGGGAGUACGUUCACCAUAGCUCCUCACCGUCCGAUCCGAUCCGAUCUUCCGCAGAUAGCAGAACCAGUUCAUGAAAGGCGUCUGCGACAAACCACACUAAUAGAAAAAAGCGCUUCACUUUCCUCGGCAGCUUCUUCUCCCAGCCUCCCUUCUAGGGUUUCGGAAGUUUCAGAGCUCGGCAGAAUCCGAAAGCUAGGUUACAUGGCGGGUGGUUCAGCUGGGGCGGCGCAGGCUGGCGGCCGGACCGGCGUUCGUAUCGUCGUUGCCGGUGACCGCGGUACGGGCAAAUCGAGCUUGAUUGUCACUGCCGCCGCUGAAACCUUCCCUCCGAAUGUUCCCCCCUUGCUGCCUCCUACGAAGUUGCCAGAAGAUUUGUACCCUGAUCGUGUACCCGUCACCAUCAUCGACACCUCCUCUAGCUUGGAGGAUAGAGGAAAGCUGGCAGAUGAAUUGAGGAAAGCUGAUGCUGUUAUACUUACUUAUGCUUGUGAUCGGUCAGAAACACUUGACAGAUUGAGUACUUUCUGGCUUCCUGAACUUCGCAGACUUGAGGUGAGGGUGCCAGUUAUAGUGGUGGGUUGUAAGCUGGAUUUGAGAGAUGAGCAACUUCAGGUGAGCCUGGAGCUGGUAAUGUCACCAAUAAUGCAGCAAUUUCGAGAGAUUGAAACUUGUAUAGAGUGCUCGGCAUUAAAAUAUAUUCAGAUUCCUGAUGUCUUUUACUAUGCACAAAAAGCAGUGCUUCAUCCAACUGGCCCAUUGUUCGAUCAAGAAACACAAACUUUAAAGCCUCGAUGUGUGAGGGCUUUAAAGCGGAUAUUUAUUUUAUGUGAUCAUGAUAGGGAUGGUGCUCUCAGUGAUGCAGAGUUGAAUGAUUUUCAGGUGAAAUGUUUCAAUGCUCCAUUGCAACCAACGGAAAUAGAGGGCGUUAAGAAGGUUGUCCAAGAAAAACAUCCUGAAGGAGUAAAUGACAAUGGCCUUACAUUGUCAGGAUUCCUCUUUCUCCAUGCAUUAUUCAUUGAGAAGGGGCGCCUAGAGACAACAUGGACUGUCCUAAGGAAAUUUGGAUACAAUAAUGACAUCAGGCUUCAGGAUGAUCUGUUACCAUCAUCAUUUAAACGCAAUCCUGAUCAGAGUGUGGAGCUGACAAAUGAUGCUGUUGAGUUUUUGAAGGGCUUCUUCCACUCGUUUGACACUGAUGGGGAUGGGGCGCUACGUCCUUAUGAGGUUGAAGACCUGUUUUCUACUGCUCCACAAAAUCCUUGGAGUGAAGAUCCAUAUGUGGAUGCAGCAGAGAGAAGCGCACUGGGAUGGUUAUCCCUUGAUGGGUUCUUGUCCAAGUGGGCCCUUAUGGCACUUCUAGACCCUAUCCAUACCAUAGAAAAUCUGAUAUACAUUGGGUACGAGGGUGAUGCUUCCUCUGCCAUCCGCGUGACUAGAAGACGACGUUUAGAUCGCAAAAAGCAACAAUCAGAUAGAAAUGUUUUCCAGUGCUUUGUCUUUGGACCUAAAAAGGCUGGAAAGUCUGCAUUGUUGGAUUCCUUCUUGGGAAGGCCUUUCUCUGAUAAUUAUGUUUCAACUACUGAUGACCGUUAUGCAGUGAAUAUUGUCGAUCAACCUGGUGAACCCAAGAGAACACUUGUGCUGCGAGAGAUACCAGAAGAUGGAAUCAAAAAGCUGCUCGGUAAUAGAGAUUCUUUGGCAGCUUGUGACAUAGCAUUAUUUGUUCAUGAUAGUUCCGAUGAGUCCUCAUGGAAGAAAUCAACUGAGUUGCUUGUGGAAGUUGCUGGUCAUGGAGAAUAUACUGGCUUUGAGGUGCCUUGCCUCAUAGUUUCUGCCAAAGAUGAUCUGGAUCCAUACCCACAGGCAAUUCAAGAUUCGACCAGGGUUAGUCAGGAUUUGGGAGUAGAGGCUCCCAUGCCUAUUAGCGCAAAGUUGGGAGAUUUCAAUAAUGUAUUCCAUAGGAUUGUUAGUGCAGCUGAGCACCCUCAUUUGAGCAUUCCGGAAACUGAAGCUGGGAGAAGUCGGAAGCAGUACCAUCGGCUUGUCCAUCGUUCUCUUCUGUUUGUUUCAGUUGGAGCUGCAGCAGCCAUUGUUGGGCUGGCAGCUUAUCGUGUCUACCUUGCAAGGAAGAAUAGUUCCGGUUGAAGAAUCUUUGUUUUCCAUCGCCACCACCUCAUUUCGGCACACUUGGUUGAUCCAAGCAUUUCUUCAUUUCAGAUGCCAAUUGUGUAGGGUUCCCUGAGACAAUUCUUGUGUAGAGUGUCUUUACUUUCUCGUCUGUAGCGCCCCCCCCUCUGUUCCACCUUUGUAUUUCUUGUAGGUUUUUAUUGUGAAAAAUGAAAUGGUAUUUGGGUUUUUAAUUUAGAUGAUUGCACAAUGCCAUAUUUAUUGGGCAUGACGUGUGCAAUAAAAAAUUUUGCUCUCUCCCUC